CAAAUAUUCUGCAAAUUCACUACUUUCAUCAUGGAAAAAUGGAAAUAAGAGACCAAAAUUAAUUAAAUUACGAUAUUAGUGACGUCAGACACGUGAAACUUGUAAUUAUACAGUAGCAAUUUUAAUUAAAAAGAAAUUUCCAUAACAAACUUAUGAAAAAAAAAAAGGAGCCAGCUCUUAUUUCGUAACGAAUAAGGAGCUAUCUACGCUUCUUCUAUGCCUCUUCCACUUCUCUCACUAGAUUACCUCCACUUUCUCUCUCUACAGAUGAGGGGUCACCACUUCCACACAUACAAACCCCCACCGCCUCCUAGAUGACGACGACGACACACUUUCCGGCAGUUAUCGCCACUACCUUUUUAAUCUCCGUCGCCGUUUGCCUUCUUCCUCCGUCCGUCCAUGCACUCGGCGGCUCCGCCGCCACCCUCGCCGUAGUCUAUGGCUCCUCAACCACCGUCUGCACCAUAGCUGCGCAGAACCCCAUCCAGCAGAUUCAAUGCUGGCGGGACGGUCAGGUGCUGCCGCCCAUCCUUCCAACCAUCUCCUUCGACGCCGUCGCCGGCGGCCGCGAUACUCUCUGCGGCGUUCGCUCCGGCGGCUUCAGCCUCCUCUGCUGGAACACGACCUUAAACCCUAAGCGAAUUUACAACGACGCUUCGGCUCCGCUAACGUCUCUCGCAGUCGGCGACACUCAAAUAUGCGCGUUGAGGAACGUAACCACGGCGGACAAUGCAAUUUGCUGGCGAGAAAACAACCGCUCCUCCGCUCAAAUCCCCACCGCCAAUUCCCAAUUCCGUUCAAUUUCAUCCGGAUCAGAAUUCUCCUGCGGAAUCCGUGAGAUCAGCAAUCAGGUUUUCUGCUGGGGAGGUAAUGCUAUUUCCAAUUCGAUACAGUCAGAUUUCGCCAACUCUUCGAUGACAAAUAUUCAGGUCGGCGGCGGAAGUUUCGCCUGCGGAAUCAACACCACCGGAUUCGUCGUCUGUAAAGGGGAGAACGACAACGGACAACUAAACGUACCAUCAAACACCGCGUACGAAUACAGAGGGCUUGCCCUUGGGGCCAACCACACCUGCGCGAUCAGAAGAUUGAACCGCACAGUGGUUUGUUGGGGCGGAAAUGGCGAAUUCUCAACCAACAUCACCGAUGAUAUUUCCUUCGAAUCAAUUUCCGCAGGCCUGAAUUUCACUUGUGGUUUGACAACAACCAAUUUCUCUGUUAUUUGUUGGGGCCCCGGUUUUCCUAAUCGGUACUAUUCAUCAGGUUUUGAGCUUCCAUUGCAGAAGACUCUUCCAGGUCCAUGUGUUCACACUGCGUGUGAGUGUAAUGUGUAUCCUUCCUCUCAAACACUCUGUUCUGGGAAUGGUCAUAUUUGCAGGCCUUGUGACAUCCCCACUUCAAUCCCAUCACUUGGUCCUUCCCCCUCGUCGCCUUCUCCGCCUUCUAAAGGUCUCACAAGGGGUUUACUGGUUUUUGCCAUUGUCGGAUCGGUCGGUGGAUUCGCUGGAAUUUGCACGAUAAUUUACUGUUUGUGGACAGGUGUUUGUUUCGGGAAGAAGAAGAUUCAUAAUUCCGUUCAGCCAACGAUUACUGGUUCUAAUGGUGCUCAGCAAUCUAACAGCAGCCCACUUUCUCGAUCAUCGACACUUCGGCGACAAGGGUCUAUACUAAUGAGGAGGCAGAGGAGUGGGACAUCCUCGAAAAACACAGACAAGGCAGAGGAGUUCUUGUUUACGGAUCUUGUAGCAGCUACAAACGGUUUCGCCUUAGAGAACAAGAUUGGAGCAGGGAGUUUUGGUGUUGUCUACAAAGGGAAACUUCCGGAUGGUCGAGAAGUUGCCAUCAAGAGAAGCGAAACCUGCUCGAAAACCAAAAAGUUUCAAGAGAAAGAAACUGCAUUCGAUUCCGAAUUAGCUUUUUUAUCUCGUCUUCAUCACAAGCACUUAGUUAGGCUCGUGGGCUAUUGUGAAGAAAGAGAUGAAAGGCUGUUGGUUUAUGAGUACAUGAAAAACGGAGCUCUAUACGAUCACUUGCACAGCAAGAACAAUGUCGAAAAGGGCAGUAGUUUCGUAAAUUCUUGGAAAACGAGGAUCAAGAUAUCGUUGGACGCCGCCCGUGGCAUUGAGUACUUGCACAAUUACGCAGUGCCACCUAUAAUUCAUCGAGAUAUUAAGUCAUCGAAUAUAUUGCUAGACGAAAAUUGGACAGCGAGAGUUUCGGAUUUCGGGCUGUCUUUAAUGGGCCCGCCGGAGAACGAUCGGGAUUACAGGCCAACUAAGGCGGCAGGUACGGUUGGGUAUAUAGAUCCGGAGUAUUACGGGCUGAACGUGUUGACCGCAAAGAGUGACGUGUAUGGUCUUGGAGUGGUGUUGUUGGAGCUUUUGACGGGGAGGAGAGCUAUAUUCAAGAAUGGAGAAAACGGGGGUGAGCCGAUUCGUGUGGUGGACUAUGCUGUGCCGGCGAUAGUGGCAGGAGAAGUGGCCGGAAUAUUGGACGGGAGGGUGGGGUUGCCGGAGGUAAGGGAGGCAGAGGCGGUGGAAUUGGUGGCGUACACCGCGAUGCAUUGUGUGCAUUUGGAGAGCAGAGAUAGGCCUACCAUGAGUGAUAUUGUUGCUAAUUUGGAGCGAGCGUUGGCUCUGUGUGAUGACAGCCAUGGCAGCAUCUCUAGUGGUCCAAUCUCCAUUGUUUCCGAUUGACAAAAACAAAAUCAAUUUAUGAUUCUUUCUUUUAUA
Messenger RNA from Erythranthe guttata (spotted monkey flower), 2729 nucleotides. RefSeq names its product putative serine/threonine-protein kinase-like protein CCR3. Gene Ontology annotation, biological process: protein phosphorylation. Lineage: Eukaryota; Viridiplantae; Streptophyta; Magnoliopsida; Lamiales; Phrymaceae. Gene Ontology annotation, molecular function: ATP binding; protein kinase activity. The record is from RefSeq and is a predicted model, not a curated record.